AUGUCGUCUUACAGCGGUACUUGCAAUUGUGGCUCUAUCACCGUCACGCUUAACGCAGCUCCUUCUGCAACCUUGGCGUGUCAUUGCUCGAAUUGUCGUCGCUCAGGUGGACCGUUCUCGAUCAACUAUUUUCUAGAGGAAAAAGACUUCACAGUUAGUGAUCCUAAGAGUUCCGCAAAGCAAUACCUCGAUUACAAUACUGCAUCCAAAGCUUCAGUGACGCGCACAUUUUGUCAAACAUGUGGAAGUCCUCUUUUCAGUCAACCCGAAAAGCUGCCUGGCAAAUAUUUCGUAAAAGCAUCACUGUUCGACGAGAUACCUUCCGCCAGGUCAGACAUUUUUUUGGAAAGAAAAAUUCACUGGGAAGGAGAUGUUGAAGUCAGCGCCUGA
Trichoderma harzianum CBS 226.95 is the source of this 390-nucleotide messenger RNA. RefSeq lists its product as hypothetical. The record is from RefSeq and is a predicted model, not a curated record. Gene Ontology annotation, molecular function: carbon-sulfur lyase activity. The transcript is spliced from 5 exons. Lineage: Eukaryota; Fungi; Ascomycota; Sordariomycetes; Hypocreales; Hypocreaceae. The coding region runs from base 1 to 390 and encodes 129 amino acids.